Tachyglossus aculeatus (Australian echidna) is the source of this 2134-nucleotide messenger RNA. It is a transcript of the gene UBOX5, whose product is annotated as U-box domain containing 5. Gene Ontology annotation, biological process: protein polyubiquitination. Gene Ontology annotation, molecular function: ubiquitin-ubiquitin ligase activity; ubiquitin protein ligase binding. NCBI's taxonomy places the organism in Eukaryota, Metazoa, Chordata, Mammalia, Monotremata, Tachyglossidae. Gene Ontology annotation, cellular component: nucleus. The record is from RefSeq and is a predicted model, not a curated record.
GGGAGCCGAUGCGGCGGCGGCGGCGGCGGAGGUGGAGGUGGCGGCCGCCGUGUCCUCGGGGCCGCUGACCCCCGCCGGGUUCAGGGCAAAUCUGAUGGUCGGAAGUGGCCCUGGUCCCCACGAAGAUGGUUAUAAACCUCUGCCUCCCUCAGUUCAGGCCCAGGAUCCACUGCAACAAGAUUUCAGCGGAUGGCUACGAGGUGGAAAACCUCAUCUCCGAAGACCUGACCAAGAGGAGCCGAGGUUUCCGGGCUGAGUAUUUCAUCAAGCCCCCGGUGCACAUCACCAUCUCCUUCCCCUUUGGCGUGGAAGUCUGCAGGGUCAACGUGGACCUGGCGGCUGGAGGGCCCCACGGCACCACCGGGCUGGACAUCUACACGUCCACCUCGUCCGGCCGGAGUUCCUGGGGCCGGGGUGAGUCACAGCCUCCCGGGGGCCCCGAGAAAGAGGGGUUCACCCUGGUGGGGAAGGCCCUGCUGAAGAGCCAGAGCAGGGUGACGUUCAGCCACCGGGGUUUUAAGGCCAGGCCUCCCUUCCAGCUCCCCGAAGCGGAGACCUCUUACCCUGGGGCAGUGUCUCAAGAGCUCUGGAACCGGGGCCUCUCGUCUCUGCACCAGGUGACCCACGUGAAGCUCUGCAUCACCCACGUGGUGGGUGGGGGUUGCCCCUGCGUCAAGAGAGUGGAAGUGUGGGGCCAACCAGCUCGGUCCUGCCCCCACGAGGUCCUGGCCAGCGUCCUGUCGGUGGCUUCCCAGAGUCCCCUUCGGGGCCCGGCGCCCAUGGAGAGCGACUGCGGGCCCCCCGCUGACUCUGAGGCGGACCGGCCCCCGGGCCUCCGGGAGCUGGCAGGCGCGGUCCCGGACGUGCCUGAGGAGUUCCUCGACCCCAUCACCCUGGAGAUCAUGCCCUUCCCCAUGCUGCUGCCGUCGGGCAAGGUCAUCGACCGGAGCACCUUGGAGAAGUGUAACCGGAGCGAGGCCACCUGGGGCCGUGUGCCCAGUGACCCUUUCACCGGCGUGGCCUUCGGCCACCAGUCCCAGCCUCUGCCUCACCCAGCCCUGAAGGCCAGGAUAGACCACUUCCUGCUGCAGCACAGGGUCCCAGGCUGCCACCUCCUGGGGCGGGCGCAGGAGCCGGGCCUGGUGGCCCCCUCCUCCUCUGUCGUACCGCUUUCUCUGAAGCGGAAACUGGGCUGCCUGGAGGCCCCCACACUCGGGGACCCUCCCGUGAUUCCCUCUUGUUCCGUCCCACCCGCCAGGGCUAAAAAAUUGAAGGCCGACAGCGAGCCCAGCCUCACGCACAUGGACUGCUCCACAGGUUCCGUGUCUCAUGAGCAGAGGCUUUCGGAGAGUUUGGACACCGCCUUGAUGUCCGCCCUCAGCUCCAUGCCCUCGUUCACCACGCGGCUGGCCAAGGGGCUGCCCCCCGGCUCCAGCGAGGGGAGCAGCAGUUCGUGGGGGGCGAACCCUGCACCUGAGCUGACCCAGAGCAACACAGGCCACGGAUGCGCGGCCUGCGGAAGAACGUUCUCCCCGUAUUUCAAGACGGAGCCAGUCUACCAGCUGCCCUGCGGGCACCUCACGUGCCGCCCCUGCCUCGCCGAGAGGCAGGGGGCGCAGUCCGUGCUGUGCGCCAGCUGUAAAAGGUCAGUGGCCAGCCAGGACGUGCUGAGAGUCCACUUCUAACUGGCCUGCCUCGCCCAAGCGAACGGCCAGUGACCAAAGGAGCCCAGAAGAGGAGGGCGAAGGAGCUAGUCACGUAUCUCCACCUGGGCCUGUCCGUCGACAGCCGGGCAGAUGGGGGACUGAGGGAUGGGGUUUUGAGCAGUUAGCACCGGGCUCCCCAGGAGUGAGGGGGGCAGGGAGGGCAGAAGCUUGCCAGCCGAAGCAGGAAAGGAAAACAAGCCAUACGCUUCCCCCCAAGGAGAAGUGAAUCUGAGCGGACUCUCUUCCCUUCAGCCCAGCCUAGCAUCUGGCACUGCGCCAGCCUUCCUACCACCUGGUGGUCAGAGCCGGGCACCGUGGUUCCCCUGAGCCAGCCCCCCACCUGUCUGCCCCCCAUCCCUCGGAACCAUUCCCCCCACCAAAUGAUGAACGUCAGGGACUUUCGGGGCAAUAAAGUCAUGGUCAAAGUC